AUGUCAUUUUUUAUUCGGAAUAAACAAAGUAGUGGAGGAACUAAAAGAAAGGUUUAAAAAAUACAUUUUUUAUACUUGAUUCUUAAUAUAUUGAUAAUAUAUAAUUCACUACGAAAAAUCACAAAUAAUUUAAUUAUGUUAUAGUUCAAUAGUCAUGUUAAUGCAAAGAGAAAGAAGAAAAAUGUGCAUAAAUCUGUACCUGAUGAUAACGAAAGUAUUGCCAGCACAGAUGAAGAACUGGCAGAAGAGAAUCAGAGAAAAAGAUAGAGCAGAAUUUGAAGAAGGGGCAGUAACAAGAAGAUUACAUGAUGAAUAUUUAGAAGAAAAAGGAAGAUUAAGGAAAACUAUAGCUUCAAAUUAUGUCAAUUAUAAUGAACCAAUUUUUCUGAAAUGUAAAGAACAUAAAAGUUCAAUUACAUGUUUAUGUCUCUCUAGUAAUGGAAAAUUCUUAUAUUCUGGUUCAAAGGAUGGGUCUUUAAAGGAUAGAAUAAAAUUAGAAACCAUUAAAGGAAAAAAGAAGUCACAGGAUGGGAUGAAAUGUGUACAAUGUUUGACAGUUAGUACUGAUAAUAAAUUUUUGGUAGCAGGAGAUAGUGGUUCAAAAUGUAUUCUAGUAUUUUGUGGAAAUACCUUAAAACAUAUAAAAAACUUACAGGGUCAUAAAGAUAGUGUUACUAGUUUAGUUUUUCGUAAAGAUACACAUACUUUAUAUUCUGGUUCUGAAGACAGAAGUGUUAAAGUAUGGAAUUUAGACGAUAUGGCAUAUGUUGAAUCUUUAUUUGGACAUCAAAAUGGUAUUACGUCGAUUGACGCGCUUGCGCGAGAACGCGCUGUCACUAGCGGCGGUUUCGAUGGAACGAUACGAAUUUGGAAAAUCGUAGAGGAAUCGCAACUUAUAUUCAAUGGGCAUGGUGGUACCAUUGAUUACGUGAAACUUAUAAACGAAGAACAUUUUCUUAGUUGUGGAGACGAUGGACAAUUAUGCGUUUGGGGUUGUUUAAAGAAAAAGCCUCUGUGUUCAGUAUCGAAUGCACAUGGAAGAGAUGAAAGUAAUAAUCAACCAAUGUGGAUUUCGAGUAUAGCUACUUUACUCAAUACAGAUCUAGUCGCAUCAGGAUCAGGGAAUGGCAUUAUCAAAUUGUGGCAAUGUGGCAACUCCUUCAGAUCAUUAAAUCCAUUAUUUUCGAUUCAACUAACUGGGUUUGUAAAUGCGUUGUGUUUUACUCCGGAUGGCACUCAACUUAUUGCUGGAAUUGGUCAAGAACACAGGCUUGGGAGAUGGUGGCGCGUACCAGAAGCAAAAAAUGCUGUUGUUAUAAUACCAUUAAUUCAAACAAAAACUAAAUAG
Molecule: messenger RNA, 1348 nt
Organism: Heterotrigona itama
Lineage: Eukaryota; Metazoa; Arthropoda; Insecta; Hymenoptera; Apidae
Source: the annotation of a GenBank genome assembly